Molecule: messenger RNA, 10626 nt
Organism: Ctenocephalides felis (cat flea)
Lineage: Eukaryota; Metazoa; Arthropoda; Insecta; Siphonaptera; Pulicidae
Gene: uif
Product: sushi, von Willebrand factor type A, EGF and pentraxin domain-containing protein 1
Exons: 52
Coding region: 16-10533 (3505 amino acids)
Biological process (GO): Notch signaling pathway
Molecular function (GO): Notch binding; calcium ion binding
Source: RefSeq, a predicted model, not a curated record
UACGGUAGUGAUCUGAUGUCGGUGGAGACAUACGACGAGAACAAUGUGACGAGUAGUGUUGUCACGGGCAGGUCCUUGAAACAUUAUUGGUUAGGUUUAGCAUCCCUGGAUGAUCUGCGAACGAAUACUUUAGAAUCAGCGUCUGGUAUGCUGGUAUCGCAAUAUGCAGGUUUUUGGGGACUACAACAACCUAACCCAGAAUCAGGUGAAUGCGUAGAUGUUUCAAUAACCGGAGACCAACAAUCAUGGGAACUCACAACAUGCGAGUCGCUCUUGCCUUUCAUGUGUAAAACGAAAGCAUGCCCUACAGGAUCAUUCCAUUGUUCAAAUGGAAAAUGCAUCAACGCGGCAUUCCGCUGUGACCAAACCGAUGAUUGUGGCGAUUCGUCUGAUGAAAUUGAUUGUCCCAACCUAUGCCACUAUUAUAUGGCCAGCAGCGGUGACGUCGUAGAAAGUCCUAACUAUCCACAAAAAUAUACUCCUUUGGCCGAUUGUAAAUGGACUCUGGAAGGACCCCAAGGACACAAUAUUGUUUUGCAGUUCCAAGAGUUCGAAACCGAAAAAACUUUCGAUAUGGUUCAAAUUCUAGUCGGAGGACGAACUGAAGACAAAGCCGUAAAUUUAGCAACGCUUUCAGGAAAGCAAGAUCUGGCUAACAGAUUAUUCGUAUCAGCUUCAAAUUUCAUGAUCAUUAAAUUUAGCACUGACGCAUCUGUUGAAAGAAAAGGAUUCAGAGCUUCAUGGAAAACUGAACCACAAAACUGUGGUGGUAUGCUGAGAGCUUCGCCGCAAGGACAAUCUUUGACAUCACCAGGAUAUCCCAUGCAAUAUCCAGGAGGUUUGGAAUGUUUGUAUAUUAUACAAGCUCAACCAGGAAGAAUUAUUUCUCUGGAGGUUGAAGACAUGAUGCUUAAUAGCAAUAGAGAUUAUUUAUUAGUCAGGGAUGGAGACAACCCCAAAAGCAAACCUAUUGCUCGACUUACAGGAAAUGCUGAAGAUAACCAAAGAAUCAUUGUAUCUACUAGUCAUCAAUUAUAUAUCUAUUUUAAAACAAGUUUAGGCGAUUCACAGAAAGGAUUCAAUAUUAAAUAUACCCAAGGUUGCAGAGCGACGAUCAAAGCUAAUAAUGGCACUAUAACAUCAGCUGCAUACGGCUUGAUGAACUAUCCUAGCAACCAAGAAUGUCUUUAUAAAAUUAAAAAUCCUAAAGGUGGAGCACUGUCACUCAACUUCAUCGAUUUUGAUGUACAUCAAACUGAUUUUGUUCAAGUUUACGAUGGAUCAAGUGUAAGCGGACUUCGUUUACAUCCAGGAUCUGGUUUUACUUCAGGAUCACCCCCAAGGAUUACUUUAACGGCUUCAAGUGGUGAAAUGUUAAUUAGAUUUGUAACCGACGCUUUGCACAGCGGCAAAGGAUGGAAAGCCACAUUUUCAGCAGAUUGUCCACCAUUAAAAGCUGGAGCUGGAGCAAUGGCUUCGAGUAGAGAUACAGCUUUUGGAGCUGUAGUAACAUUCAGUUGCCCUAUCGGUCAAGAAUUUGCUACCGGAAAAUCUAAAUUGACAACUCAAUGUUUACCAGGUGGAAACUGGUCGAUCACAUACAUACCAAAAUGCCAAGAGGUGUAUUGUGGACCAGUUCCUCAAAUAGAUAACGGUUUUUCAAUUGGAUCAACUAAUGUAACAUACAAAGGUAUCGCCAUGUACCAAUGUUAUGCAGGAUUUGCUUUCCCGUCAGCAUCUCCAGUCGAAACUAUGUCUUGUCUUGCUGAUGGUCAAUGGGAACGUAAACCCGCAUGUUUAGCAUCUCAGUGCGUAGCUCUGCCAGAAGUUCCACACGCAAAUGUUUCAAUUCUAAAUGGUGGAGGACGAAGUUACGGAACCAUUGUACGUUACGAAUGUGAACCAGGCUACGAACGAAGUGGUCACCCUGUUCUGCUUUGUAUGAGCAAUGGGACCUGGUCUGGAGAUGUACCUUCAUGCACACGAGCAAGAUGUCCGACGUUGCCUACGAUUAAAAAUGGCUUUGUAACAGAUGUUUCCAGGACAUACUAUUUUGGAGAUGAAGCUCGCGUGCAAUGUUACAAGGGAUUCAAAUUGACUGGCCCAAAUAUUAUUCGUUGCGGCGAUAAUGAAGUAUUUGAUAAUCCUCCUAAGUGCGAAGAUAUCAACGAAUGUGCCAGCUCACAAUGUGAUCUUGCUUCGACUGAAUGUACUAAUACGCCCGGAUCUUUCCACUGCAAAUGUCGCGCAGGAUUCGCACCUACAUUGGAAUGUAGACCUGUCGCCGAUUUAGGUCUCCUUAAUGGUGGUAUCCCCGACGAAUCAAUUAUCGUUUCUGGAACUGAAAAUUCAUAUCACAAAGGGAUGGUACGUCUCAAUGCGGGUGGUGGAUGGUGCGGUAACAGCUUGGAACCAGGUGCAAAUUGGGUAAUGAUUGACUUGCGAGCCCCUACUAUCAUAAGAGGAUUUAGAACUAUGAGCGUACAAAGACAUGACGGCAACAUCGCGUUCACAUCAGCCGUUCGUAUACAGUAUACCAAUGACUUAACCGAUGUCUUCAAAGAUUAUACAAAUCCCGAUGGUACUGCGGUUGAAUUCAGAAUUCUCGAACCGACCUUAUCUGUAUUAAAUUUACCGGUUCCAAUCGAAGCGCAAUAUAUUAGAUUUAAAAUCCAAGACUACGUAGGAGCACCGUGCUUGAAACUCGAAGCGAUGGGUUGUACGAGAUUGGAAUGUGCUGAUAUCAACGAAUGUGCUAAGAACAAUGGAGGAUGCGAUCAGAAGUGUAUAAACAGCCCUGGAAAUUAUUCAUGCGGAUGUAACAAUGGAUUUGAAUUGUUUACUCAAAAUGGUACUGCCGGAUAUUUCAUUGAGUCAUCCGAAACUGGAACUAGAGACGGCGAUACUUUCCAGAAAGAUAAAUCAUGCGUACCUAUCAUGUGCCCUAAACUUACACCUCCAGAAAAUGGCAAACUAUUAUCCACAAAAGAUAUGUACCACUUUGAAGAUAUUGUUCGAUUCCAAUGCAACUUUGGUCAUGUAAUGAUUGGCUCCGUUUCACUUAUCUGUACUUCCACUGGACAAUGGAACGGCACUGUACCAGAAUGUCAAUAUGCUAAAUGUGUAUCCCUACCGGACGAGAAAAAUGAAGGAUUAAGAAUUGUACGUAACAACGAAGAAAGUGUACUGGUACCAUUCAGAGAUAAUGUAACACUUACUUGCUCAAACCCUGGAAGAAAACUCAGAAAUACUGCAACUGCUGGAUUUAGACAGUGUGUUUAUGAUCCACAACCGGGCUUGCCUGACUACUGGUUAUCCGGCGCACAACCAUCCUGCCCUCGUACCGAUUGCGGUAUGCCAUUACCAACACCAGGUGCUGAAUAUGGUCAAUAUAUGGACACAAAAUAUCAAUCAUCUUUCUUCUUUGGAUGUCAGAACACAUUCAAGUUAGCUGGACAAACAAGCAAACACGACAACGUAGUGAGAUGUCAAGCUAAUGGCAUUUGGGAUUUCGGAGAUUUGCGUUGUGAAGGACCAGUAUGCUCAGAUCCUGGUAGGCCCAGUGACGGUUUCCAAGUAGCAAGAAGUUAUGAACAAGGUUCUGAAGUUGUAUUCGGUUGUUCAAGACCUGGUUAUAUUCUAAUCAACCCAAGACCAAUUACGUGUAUUCGAGAACCUGAAUGUAAAGUUAUUCGACCACUGGGAAUUGCAUCUGGCAAAAUUCCGGAUAAGAAUAUUAAUGCUACAUCUGAAAGACCAAAUUAUGAAGCUAGAAAUGUGCGAUUGAACUCAGUUACUGGCUGGUGUGGAAAUCAAGAAGCUUUUCCUUACGUAAGCGUCGACUUGGGAAAAGUUUACCGAGUGAAAGCAAUUCUUGUGAAAGGUGUUGUUACAAAUGACAUUGUUGGCAGGCCAACUGAAGUUCGUUUCUUCUAUAAGCAAUCUGAAAAUGAAAAUUAUGUUAUCUACUUCCCCAAUUUUAAUCUUACUAUGAGAGAUCCUGGAAAUUACGGAGAAUUGGCAAUGAUAACUUUACCAAAAUACGUACAAGCUAGAUUUGUGAUUUUAGGAAUCUACAGUUAUAUGGAUAACGCAUGUUUGAAAUUUGAGUUAAUGGGAUGCGAUGAACCCGCUUCUGAACCACUUCUUGGUUAUGAUUAUGGAUAUUCUCCUUGUGUUGAUAACGAGCCACCAGUUUUCCAAAACUGUCCUCAACAACCUAUAAUUGUUCAGAAAGACCGAAAUGGUGGAUUAUUACCAAUUAAUUUCACCGAGCCAACAGCCGUCGAUAAUUCAGGAACAAUUGCUCGUCUAGAAGUGAAACCUCAAAGUUUCCGUUCCCCUAUGAUGGUUUUCCAAGAUAUGGUAGUUAAAUACAUUGCUUUUGACAAUGAUGGUAAUGUUGCUAUUUGUGAAAUCAACAUCUCCGUACCUGAUGAUACUCCACCACUAUUGAGUUGUCCUCAGAGCUAUGUGAUAGAAUUAGUAGACAAACAAGAUAGCUAUGUUGUAAAUUUCAACGACACAAGAAGACGUAUUAAUGCCUCUGAUGCUUCUGGUGAUGUUAGGAUAAACUUCAUACCUGAACGCGCUACUAUUCCAAUUGGUGGAUUUGAAAACGUUACUGUUGUUGCAUCAGACAAAUAUGGAAAUAAAGCUAUGUGCCACUUCCAGGUAUCAGUACAAGCUACGCCAUGUGUAGAUUGGGAGCUGCAGCCUCCUGCAAAUGGAGCUUUGAAUUGUUUGCCAAACGAACGUGGGUUACAGUGUAUCGCUACAUGCAAACCUGGAUAUAGAUUUACUGAUGGCGAACCUGUAAAAACAUUUGGUUGUGAAACUAAGAAAUUAUGGACACCAACAUCUGUUGUACCUGAUUGUGUAUCAGAAAAUACACAGCAAGCUGAAUACCAUCUAGUAGCUUCGGUUACAUACAGGGCUAACGGUGCUGUGGCCUCAGCAUGUUUAGGUCAAUAUCAAGAUCUGAUGGCUCAAUACUAUCAAACUAUGAAUGGAAUUUUAUCACAACAAUGUUCCGCCAUCAAUGUUAACAUGAAUGUAUCUUUCAUUAAUACAAUUCCAAUGCUGACUGAGGAAAAUGUAGUCAAGAUGGAUUUUGUGCUUGCCAUUUUACCCGUAGUUCGCUCACCUCAACUUUAUGAACUUUGUGGAACUACAUUGAAUUUAAUUUUCGAUUUAUCAGUACCACAUGCUAGCGCAGUUAUUGAACCUUUAUUGAAUGUGUCAAGCAUAGGAAAUCAAUGCCCACCUCUAAGAGCACUGAAGAGUUCUGUUGGCCGCGGCUUUACAUGUAGCGUCGGAGAAGUUUUGAAUAUGGACACUAAUGAUGUUCCUAGAUGUCUUCAUUGUCCAGCGGGUACUUUUGCCGGAGAUAAGCAACGCACUUGCACAUAUUGUCCUCGAGGAUACUACCAGAAUAGGGAUCGUCAAGGAUCUUGCGCUAAAUGUCCAUCAGGUACAUAUACACGCGAGGAAGGUUCCAAGAGCAUAUCGGAGUGUGUACCUGUAUGCGGUUAUGGAACAUAUUCACCCACUGGAUUAGUUCCUUGCUUGGAAUGCCCUAGAAAUAGUUACACUGGUGAACCACCCACUGGAGGUUACAAAGAUUGUCAAGCUUGCCCCGCUAGCACGUUCACGUAUCAGCCAGCUGCUCCAGGAAGAGAUAGAUGUCGUUCUAAAUGCGCUCCUGGAUUCUAUUCCCCAACUGGCUUGGCACCAUGCUCUCCUUGCCCACGUGACUUUUAUCAAUCUAAUCCUGGCCAAAACACUUGUCACGAAUGCCCAACAAAUAUGAGAACUGAUGGACCUGGUGCAGUCGGACGGGAGGAAUGUAAACCAGUCCAAUGUGCAGAUAAUGCUUGCCAACAUGGAGGCUUGUGUGUUCCAAUGGGUCAUGGAGUUCAAUGUUUCUGUCCUGCCGGCUUUUCCGGACGUCGUUGCGAGAUUGAUAUAGAUGAAUGUUCUUCUCAACCAUGUUUCAACGGUGCUUCCUGCACAGAUCUCCCUCAAGGUUACAGAUGUACUUGUGCACCAGGUUAUACUGGAAUAAACUGUCAAGAAGAACGAUCCGAUUGCCGAAAUGAUACAUGCCCUGCGAGAGCUAUGUGCAAAGAUGAACCCGGCUAUAACAACUACACUUGUUUAUGUAGAGCUGGAUAUACUGGACCUGAUUGUGAUAUUACGAUAAACCCAUGCACAGCAAAUGGAAACCCUUGCACCAACGGAGCAACUUGUUUGGCUUUGCAACAAGGAAGAUUCAAAUGCGAAUGCUUACCUGGAUGGGAAGGUCAACAUUGUGAAAUAAAUACUGACGAUUGUGCCGAAAAGCCUUGCUUACUUGGGGCUAAUUGCACUGAUCUUGUUGAUGACUUUAGUUGUAAUUGCCCACCUGGAUUUACUGGCAAGAGAUGUCAUGAGAAAAUUGAUCUUUGCGCUGGUUCUCCAUGCAAAAACGGAGUUUGUGUAGAUCGAUUCUUUAGUCAUCAGUGCGUAUGUCACCCUGGCUGGACAGGUCUAUCAUGCGAGAUAAACAUCAAUGACUGCUCUAAUGAACCAUGCUUCAACAACGCUAUUUGCACUGAUCUCGUUGAUGGUUUCACUUGCACAUGUGAGCCAGGAUUUACUGGAAAACAUUGUCAGCAUCGCAUACAAUAUUGUGCUUCAGAACCUUGUCAGAAUGGAGCGACUUGUACCGAUCAGGCUGACGGUUUUCUUUGUAAAUGCAGACCAGGAUUUGUCGGACUCCAAUGUGAAGCUGAGAUCGAUGAGUGCUUAAGCGACCCUUGUAGCCCAAUUGGUGCUGAACGAUGUGUAGAUUUAGAUAAUUCUUAUCUUUGCCAAUGCAGAGAUGGAUAUAGUGGUAAACAGUGUGAAAUUAAUGCUGAUGACUGUGCAUCUUCGCCCUGCUUGAACGGUGCAGUAUGUAGAGAUGACGUUGCUGGAUUUAAGUGUCUAUGUGAACCUGGCUGGACUGGUCAAAGAUGUGAAAAGGAUGUUGGAGCCUGUCAAAAUAAACCAUGCCAAAAUGAUGCUAACUGUAUUGAUUUGUUCCAAGACUAUUUCUGCGUUUGUCCAUCUGGAACUGACGGAAAACAAUGCGAAACUGCUCCUGAACGUUGCAUAGGAAACCCAUGUAUGCACGGUGGUCGUUGCCAAGACUUUGGAUCCGGUUUGAAUUGCUCGUGCUCUGCUGAUUAUACUGGUAUUGGAUGUCAAUAUGAAUAUGAUGCCUGUCAAGCUGGAGCAUGCCAAAAUGGAGCCACUUGCAUUGAUGAAGGCGAAGGAUUCACCUGCAUUUGUCCUCCUGGUUAUACCGGUAAAACUUGUGAUGAAGACAUCGUUGAUUGUAAAGAAAAUUCAUGUCCUCCCUCUGCCACUUGCAUCGAUUUGACUGAGAAGUUCUACUGCCAAUGUCCAUUCAACUUAACAGGAGACGAUUGUCGCAAGACAAUUCAAGUGGACUACGAUUUGUACUUCAGUGAUCCAACACGAAGCAGUGCUGCUCAAGUCGUGCCAUUCUACACUGGCGCUUCCAGAAGUAUGACAAUUGCUAUGUGGGUUCAGUUUACUCAAAAAGAUGAAGGCGGUAUUUUCUUCACUAUGUACAAUGUCAAUUCUCCUCAUGUUGCAACCGGUCGCCGAAUUUUGGUUCAAGUACAUUCCAAUGGAGUACAAAUUUCACUUUUCCCUGAUAUACAAGAUGUUUACCUUGCGUUCCGCGAAUACGCUACUAUGAACGAUGGUCAAUGGCAUCACAUAGCUAUUGUAUGGAAUGGUGAACGCGGUGGAGAACUUACCCUUAUCACCGAAGGUUUAAUUGCUAGCAAAGUAGAGGGCUAUGGCAGUGGACGAGUAUUACCAGACUACGCAUGGACCACCUUAGGUAAACCACGUUCUGAUAAUCCAAAGGCAUAUACCGAAUCAGGUUUCCAAGGGCACUUAACUAAAGUACAAAUUUGGGGACGAGCUUUGGAUGUUACGAACGAAAUUCAAAAGCAAGUCAGAGACUGCAGAACUGAACCAGUGUUGUACAGAGGACUCUUACUCACAUGGGCUGGUUAUGAAGACACAGCCGGUGGUGUAGAACGAAUUGUACCCAGCCAUUGCGGACAAAGAAUAUGCCCAGCAGGUUAUACCGGUGCAAGAUGCCAACAACUGGAAGUCGAUAAGGUACCACCUAAAGUUGAGUAUUGCCCAGGCGAUUUAUGGGUUAUUGCCAAGAACGGUUCAGCCAUUGUAUCAUGGGAUGAACCACACUUCAGUGAUAAUGUAGGAGUAGUUAAAAUACAAGAGAAGAAUGGUCACCGUCCUGGACAAACAUUACUUUGGGGAACGUAUGAUAUUGCAUACGUAGCUUAUGAUGAGGCUGGAAAUACAGCUACAUGCCACUUUAGAGUUUCAUUGUUGUCUGAAUUCUGUCCCGAACUUGCCGAUCCAAUUGGUGGAACGCAAUCAUGUAAGGACUGGGGCGCAGGCGGCCAAUUCAAAGUGUGCGAGAUCAGUUGCAACCCAGGUUUGAAAUUCUCUCAAGAAGUUCCAGCUUUCUAUACCUGUGGAGGUGAAGGAUUCUGGAGACCAACCAAUAAUCCAGCACUACCAAUGAUCUACCCAGCAUGUUCAGAAUCGAAACCAGCUCAAAGAGUAUUUAGGAUAUCUAUGCUUUUCCCAAGUUCAGUUCUUUGCAAUGAAGCCGGUCAAGGAGUUCUUAGACAGAAAGUUCGUAAUGCAGUCAACUCAUUGAAUAGAGAUUGGAACUUCUGCUCUUAUGCUGUAGAAGGCACACGAGAAUGUAAGGACCUUAACAUCAACGUAAAAUGCGAUCACCGUGCCAACAGACAGACAAGGCAAGCUCAAAAUAGGGAAGAAGAUCAGGACGGUGGCACCUACGUAAUCGAGGCCUUAGUACCAGUUGAAAAUCCAAGAGAAGGCCGACAAACCAGCGACACUUAUAACGUGGAAAUUUCAUUCCCUGCCGUCAACGAUCCAGUAAUCCAUUCCAACACGAACGAACGCUCCAACGUUCAAAGGCUUCUUGAAAAAUUAAUUUUGGAAGAAGAUCAAUUUGAUGUACGUGAAAUUCUGCCAAAUACUGUUCCUGAUCCAGCAUCUCUUGAACUAGAAUCGGAUUAUGCUUGUUCUGAAGGCAGAGUUGUAGUAGCUCCUGAUUGCGUUCCGUGCGCUGUUGGUACUUUCUACGAUAAAAAUACUCGAUCAUGUAUUCCUUGCCCACUCGGAAUGUACCAAAGCGAGGUUGGCCAGAUGCAUUGCUAUGCAUGUCCGUCCAUUGCGGGUAAACCAGGAGUAACUGUUUCACCAGGCGCCAGAGUUGUAGAAGAUUGUAAAGAGCGUUGUGACCCUGGAAAAUUCUUUGACCAAGAAGCAGGUCAGUGCAGAAAUUGCGGCCACGGUUUCUACCAACCUGAAGAAGGAACUUUCGCUUGCAAGAUUUGCGGACUUGGAAAAACUACAAGGACAUCAGAUGCUACAUCGAGAGACGAAUGCAGAGAUGAAUGCGCAUCAGGACUACAAUUGGGAAUUGAAGGACGUUGUGAACCUUGUCCACGCGGAACAUUCAGGACCCAGGGCGUUCAACCAGCAUGUCAGAGCUGUCCACGAGGAAGAACGACACUGAAGGUUGGGGCAUCAGCCGUUGAAGAAUGCUCACUACCCGUUUGCACACCUGGAUCAUAUUUGAACGGAACAUUGAACAGCUGUAUAGAAUGUCGCAAGGGUACCUAUCAAUCUGAAGCACAGCAAACUUCUUGUUUACCUUGCCCACCUAAUACCAGCACCAAAGGACCAGCAGCUACAAGCCGUGCUGAAUGUACAAAUCCUUGCGAUAUGAGUGGUCCGGACAUGCAUUGCGACACCAACGCCUAUUGUCUACUUAUUCCGGAAACAAGUGAAUUCAAAUGUGAAUGCAAGCCUGGAUACAACGGAACUGGAAAAGUUUGCACAGAUGUCUGCGAAGGAUUCUGUGAGAACGAGGGUCAAUGUAUCAAGGACGCUCGAGGUGCACCCGCCUGCCGAUGCAUUGGAAGUUUCACUGGACGCCACUGCACGGAGAAAUCUGAGUUUGCUUACAUUGCUGGAGGAGUCGCUGGUGCCGUUAUAUUCGUCAUCUUGAUCGUCCUGCUCGUUUGGAUGAUUUGCGCAAGAUCUUCUCGCAAAAAGGAACCAAAGAAGAUGUUAAGCCCUGCCACCGAUCAGAACGGAUCCCAAGUCAACUUCUACUAUGGAGCCCACACGCCCUACGCCGAAUCGAUCGCCCCAUCUCACCAUUCGACUUAUGCCCAUUACUACGAUGACGAAGAAGAUGGUUGGGAAAUGCCGAACUUCUAUAACGAAACUUAUAUGAAAGACGGUCUUCAUAAUGGAAUGAACGGAAAGAUGAACAGUCUGGCCAGAUCAAAUGCUAGCAUAUAUGGGACAAAGGAUGAUUUAUACGACAGACUGAAGAGACACGCUUAUACAGGAAAAAAAGAUAAAAGCGAUAGUGACAGCGAAGGUCAGUGAAAUACACGUCGCAUCAUUCAAAUUAAAUGUAUUUCUGGUCAAAUUAAAUGAAACAAAUAAAAUGACAUUUCAAGUCAAUAAUUAAUUUUACAA